Messenger RNA from Entamoeba histolytica HM-1:IMSS, 3738 nucleotides. RefSeq lists its product as uncharacterized. Gene Ontology annotation, molecular function: GTPase activator activity. The transcript has 2 exons. Gene Ontology annotation, biological process: positive regulation of GTPase activity; regulation of small GTPase mediated signal transduction. The coding region runs from base 1 to 3738 and encodes 1245 amino acids. Lineage: Eukaryota; Evosea; Mastigamoebida; Endamoebidae. Gene Ontology annotation, cellular component: cytoplasm; nucleus. The record is from RefSeq and is a predicted model, not a curated record.
AUGAGUCAUCAAGACAAAAAGCCUAAGAAAAUCUUUUCAUUAAGAGAAAGUUUAAAGGAUAAAUGGAGAUUAAUUUAUACAUUCUUUGAUGAAAAGAAACAUGAAUUUUAUGACACCGAACUUAUAACCGAAAAUAAAGAUGGAAUGAUUCAAUCACUUAAUGAUUUUGCAGAACGAAUUGAAAAUGAUAUUAAGAAAAAAAGAGAAAUUGAUUCUAAUGAAGUUAAAGCAUAUUUAGUUAUUUUCUAUGCAUUACUUAUUUAUUUCCCACAACUUCCUUCAACAACAAUAGAAACAUAUUUAAAUAAAACUGAACGUUUUUUGGCACCAAAAGUACCUAAUUCAAUUAAAGUAUUUGCAUUUGAAGUUGUAAUAUGUUGUAUAAUAAAACCAGGAUAUGAAACAUAUUUAUCAAAAUUACUUGAAUAUAUUGAUUUAAAUACAUUUUCAACAAAAAUUUUAGAUUUACCAUCAAUGCCUACAACUGAAUUUACUUUUACAGAAGAAGUAGAUGAAAAAAAUCAACCAAUUGUUCAAAUGAAAAAUAUUGAAUGUUCUAUUGCAAAAUUAAAUAUUUUCUUUCAAAGACUUUUAACAGAUAUGAAAUCAUUUGAAAUAUUAUUACCAACAUUUAUUCAAAUAUUAUUAUUAAUGUUUCCUAAUACUGCACCAGAAAUUACAAAUAAAUUAAAAGUAUUUCCACAAGUUCCAGCUAAAUUAUUAUUAGUUAUUUGUGAAAAUGGAAUAUGUAAAAUGAAUGUUAAUCAAAGAUUAAGAAUUAUACAAUCAUGUCCAUUCUUUCCUUUAAUACUUAAAUUAAUUCUUCAAGAAAGUUUUGCUUUAGUUCUUGAAGAACCUCAACUUCUUUUUGUUAUUCGAUGGUUUUUUUCAUUUCUUUUAGAUCCAGUGAAUUCAGUUACAUUAAGUAAAUUAAAUGGUCAAACAAAAGAACAAUUUAAUAAUUUAUUAAAUUCAAUUAUCAAAACAACAGAAUCAUUUUAUAUUUUAGUCCCUUUAAUUACAAGUUAUCCAGAAGUAACAUUAACUAUUGAUGGAAAAGUAAUAAAGAAAGAUGUUGUAGAAUUUUUAAAUGAAUUCUUAAAUAUAUUUAUUGUACCAUCACAAACUGUUCAAAUUAAAGAACAAUUAAAAUUAAGUUUACAAAAUUCAUUAAAAUUAUAUUAUCAACGUGCUUUUGAAGCAAAAAAAUUAAAAUAUGGUUAUGUUCAUAAAAGAAUUACUUCUAUUACUAAAACUCUUUUUAAAACUUGGAUUUCUUGUCCUCCUAAUGAUACUGCAUGGGAAGAACUUCAAACAACAUUUAUUCCUCUUAUGGCUAUUGAAGGAGUAAUUAAUGUUGUUGAUUCAUUUUUUACUCAUAUUACAAUUUGUUUAUUAAAUAUUCAAUAUCCACAAAAACCAAAUGAUCAAUUAUUUACAAAAACAUAUGAUAAUGUUAUUGAACCUAUUAUAUUAAAUGAAGAAUUAAAACAAAUUACAACACCAUUAUUUAAAGAAGAUAUUGUUAGAAUAUGGAAAUAUUUAUGGAAAUUUAUUGAUAUAUCUGUUGAUAUUCCUAAUGAAGAAAGAGCAGAACGAUGGCAUAAUGUUAUGUUUAAAUCAUUACAAAUAAUUCUUUUUUAUGAACAACGUUGUGGUCCAUCUAAUUUUGAACUUCAUGAUAUAAUUGUACCAUAUUUAUUAGCUACUGCUUCUAAACAUCAUUUUAAAGAAAAUAAUACAUCACUUUGUCAAAUAUUAUGUAGAAGAUAUCCACAAUAUACUGAUAAUAUUAAUGCAGUAUUAUUAGGAUAUCUUAAAAAUGUUAUUCAACAAGGAGAUUUUUCAAUAUUAGCAGAUAUGUAUGAUUUAUUUACUACUUCAAUUAAAGGAAAAACUUCUAUUCUUAAUGAUGUUUUAAUUUCUCUUAGAUGUCUUACAAUAGAACAAUCUAAUUCAAUGGAAUUAAAUCAACAAAUAAGAAUUGCUUCUUUACUUCAUUCAUUAUUAUUUUAUUCAAAAAUUUAUCCAACUAUUAAUACUUUAUUAUCAGAUAAUAUGGGAUAUCAAGAUAUUUUAACUUUAUGUUAUUCUAAUUUAAUUCAAAUUUUUACUUCUCCUGAAAUUCAACAAACUUUAUUAUGGGGAAUUAUUGUUAAUUUAUUAAGUGCUUGUGAAGCUAAACGUCCAAAUGAUGAAUUAAGAGUACUUUGUGAUAUGUUUCUUCAAAAAACAGUUCAUUCAAAUUUAUGUUUAUGUAAACAAGCAAUACGUUCUUUAAGAAUUAUUUCAAGAUGUUCAGAAAUUAUUCCAAAUGAAAUAUUAACUUAUAUUGCUGAAACACUUUUAAUAUUUAUUUCUAAUAAUACAAUGGAUGAUGCUGUUAUUCCAAUAGCUCUUGAACAAUUAGAAGAUUUUAUUUUAGUACCAAAUGGUGUAUUAAGUCAAGGAAUAUCUGCUGCAUUACAAUCAGUAUUAGUUCGUUUAUCUGAUAAUACAAAUACUUAUGUCCAACAAUUUAUUCUUUUAAUAGAACAUUAUUUCAAUAGAAAAAUUGGUCUUCCUUGUUGUGAUGAUUCAUUUACACGUGAUGUUUAUUUCAUUGGAAGAAAUAAAGUUACAAGUGAAAAUGAACAUUCAUUGUAUAUUAUGCAAAAUAAUUCUAUUUUUUCAUUUACUGAUAAUGGAAGUAAUGGUGUUGAUGUUGUUGUUAGAAAUUUAUAUGGAACAUAUCAUUGGAUUAUCUCUUCAAUAGAAAGAACAGAAGAAUUUACAACAAAAGAAUUUAAUUUUAAACCUGAAAAUUUAUCAAAUGAAAAUAGAAUUUGUCCUUGUGAUGGAUCUUUUGAAAUAAUUUCAAGUGGAAUGAAUGAUUUAGGUGAAAAUAUUGAAAAAGAAAUGAAAGAAGAAUUAAUGAAUAUUGAAACAAAUGCAUUAAAAUUAAAUGCUAAUAUUUUAAAAUUAAGUAAUAAACCAAUUGAAGCAGAAACUAAGAAUAUGGAAAUUACAAGUAAAUGGGAUUAUAUUCAAAGUUUAGAAUUAUUGACAAAUACUAAAGAUCCUAUUAUUCAAUUAACAAAUGAUAAAAAAUUAAAACAAUUAUUAUUUAAAUUAGAUUGUCUUCCUAUAAGAAAAAGAUAUGCUUGUUCUUUAAUUUAUUUCAAUUCAGAUUCAAAAAUGUCUUUAUUUAAUGAAUGUUCUCCUCAAUUUACUGAAUUUGCUGGUUCAUUAGGAUAUUUAGUUUCUAAAGAAUUAUUUGUUGGUAAUUUCCCAAAAGAAUGUGAAAAAGCUUAUUAUUAUUCUGAUGAAACUGUAGAAGUCACUUUUGCUCCAAGUAUUUAUUUUAAACAACCACCACUAAAUUCCAUUUCUACUUCAUGUGUUGUUGUUUGGAAUGAAAGUGAAUUAGCUCUUGAUACUUCUUUAUUCCCAAAACCAUCUACUAUUAUUGAAAUUCAUCCAAGAGAUGAUGGUAUGUUUGUUAUUGAUAUGUGGAGAAAUGCUACUGUACCUGUCAGUGUUAUUGACCUUACUGGUCCUUUACAAACCAGUAUGGUUGUCCCUAAAAACUUUUUACCAAUUCUUGUAAGAGAGACUGUUCUUAAUAUUUGUUAUUUCAAUUCAUCUAGUCUUUCUCAGUUACAACUGAGACAAUAUGUAUUUUCUGAAAUUGGAACUACAAGUGAUUUAGUUAAAAAAGCAUUUUCAUCAAUCACUGCUUUGGAGUUGACUUUGUAA